This is a messenger RNA of Neomonachus schauinslandi (Hawaiian monk seal), 1620 nucleotides long. RefSeq names its product family with sequence similarity 118 member B (gene SIRAL1). The transcript is spliced from 8 exons. The record is from RefSeq and is a predicted model, not a curated record. Bases 42 to 1094 code for a protein of 350 amino acids. NCBI's taxonomy places the organism in Eukaryota, Metazoa, Chordata, Mammalia, Carnivora, Phocidae.
UGCAGCUGGAGCGGUGGCGUUUGGAGGAGACUCGAAACUGGAUGGCUUCUACAGGGAGCCAGGCCUCUGAUAUAGACAAGAUUCUUGGAUACUUCAGUGAUGGCGCACCCCCCACCAAAAAGCCCAGGAAGCUGCUUCCAAGCUUAAAAACUAAGAAGCCGCGGGAACUUGUGCUGGUGAUCGGAACGGGCAUCAGCGCCGCGGUGGCACCGCAGGUUCCAGCCCUGAAGUCCUGGAAGGGCUUAAUUCAGGCCUUGCUGGAUGCCGCCAUUGACUUUGAUCUUCUAGAAGACGAGGAGAGCAGAAAAUUUCAGAAAUGUCUCCAUGAAGACAAAAACCUUGUCCACGUUGCCCAUGACCUUAUCCAGAAACUCUCUCCUCGAACUAGUAAUGUUCGAUCCACAUUUUUCAAGGACUGUUUAUAUGAAGUAUUUGAUGAUUUGGAGUCAAAGAUGGAAGAUUCUGGAAAACAGCUCCUUCAGUCAGUUCUCCACCUGAUGGAAAAUGGAGCCCUGGUAUUAACUACAAAUUUUGAUAAUCUCCUGGAACUGUAUGCAGCAGAUCAGGGAAAACAACUUGAAUCCCUUGACCUUACUGAUGAGAAAAAGGUUCUAGAGUGGGCUCAGGAGAAGCGGAAGCUGAGCGUCUUACACAUCCAUGGGGUCUACACCAACCCUAGUGGCAUUGUCCUCCAUCCAGCUGGGUAUCAGAAUGUGCUCAGGAACACUGAAGUUAUGAGAGAGAUUCAGAAACUCUAUGAAAACAAGUCAUUUCUUUUCCUGGGAUGUGGCUGGACUGUGGAUGACACCACUUUCCAAGCCCUUUUUCUGGAGGCUGUGAAGCAUAAAUCUGACUUAGAACAUUUCAUGCUGGUUCGGAGAGGAGAUGUGGAUGAGUUCAAGAAGCUUCGAGAAAACAUGCUGGACAAAGGAAUUAAGGUCAUCUCCUAUGGAAAUGAAUAUGCUGAUCUCCCAGAAUAUUUCAAGCGACUGACAUGUGAGAUCUCCACGAGGGGUAGAUCAGGGAUGGUGAGAGAAGGUCAGCUAAAUGGCUCCUCGGCGGCACACAGUGAAAUAAGAGACUGUAGAACAUGAGAGGGGGCUGGAGAGAUCAUCAGCAUUAGACCAAGGUGUCAGGCCCGACUGUGGAGAGUAUUUAACAAGUAAACUUAUUAAGAACCCAACACUGCUCCGUGGAAGUACCAAAACCCAGAGGUUGAAGGUUGGGGGUAGAGUUGGGAGUAGGGAGGUGUUCCAGCUCAGUCCUUCAUGCCCACUGGUUCUUGAUCUUCUGUGGCCUCUUCCAGUUCACGAAUCCCCAAGUGACAACGGGGCCCAGUGCUGCCCCCACCCCUGCGCUGGACAUGCCUGUGUCCACACACCAGAUCAGUGCGACACCUUCACUGACUGUGGCCCCAGCCCCGCAUGAAGGACUUGGGAGCUAGACACCGUGGGGUCACCGGGGCCCUUGUUGCAGUUUUGUACUCUAUACCUGGUUUUUCAAUUAAGCUUAAUGGCUUUUUUAAAACAUGACUUGAAGCUCUAGUUUUCUAGACCUUUUACAGUGUACAGUAUUUUACAUAACUGAGCUGUAUUAAAAGCUUGUUCAUUUACUUCCCAG